AUGCAGCUCCCCAGUGAGCUUAUAUGUGCAAUCGCGGCCAACCUCGACUGCGAAUGUGACAUCGGCGCUUUCACCCGUGUGAACCGCCGUCUGUACGAUUGCCUCGACUCAUACCUCUACCGCCACAACGCCGAAAGGCACCGCCGGUCAUCCGAAGGAUACCGCGGAUCUCGGCGGCACCUCCGGCGCCGGCGCCCAAUCAGCUUCAAUUCGGACGAAGACUGCUCGGCCCUCGUGUGGGCCGCUGCCGUCGGACGGGAGCAGACGGCCCGCAAGGCAGUCGUCGACGCAUGCGAGGUGGAUGCGGCGCGUGCGUUCCUCACCGCGGCGAGAUGCGAUCACGUAGCCGUGAUCGAAUUGAUCCUCGACUCGCACAAGGUCGAUGUCAACGCACGCUUAUAUCACGGCUCCACAGUACUGGCCAUGGCAGCUGCUGCGGGACAAACGUCCGUCGUUGGCUUUAUGCUAACUCGCGAUGGUAUCGAUGUUGACGCCCCCGUAAAUGACCGCGUACACCUCUGUCCUCUUUCUUGGGCGGUGAGGCAAGGCCACGAGGGCAUCGUGAGACUACUGAUAAACUCUGGAGCUUUCGUCGACACGAAGGACCCCAACGGCGACACCCCGCUGUGCGUCGCUACGCGAAUGAGCCACGAGGCGAUCGUCUCCAUGCUGGUACGGGCGGGCGCCGAUGUCAACACACGCUGUGGAGACGGCACGCCUCCUCUCCUAAUCGCAGCACGAAAGGGCCACGACGGACUUGUGCGACUACUGCUCGCCUCGGAACGUAUCGACAUCGACGUGACCGACCGCUCGGGCGCUACGCCGCUCCUGGUGACUGCUCAGCAGGGUCACCGGACGAUUGGCGAUAUGCUGCUCGCGUCCGGAGCACAGGUAGAUGCUGGCCAAGUCCGAGGACUCACGCCACUCUCCUAG
Messenger RNA from Geosmithia morbida, 933 nucleotides. RefSeq lists its product as uncharacterized. The transcript has a single exon. Bases 1 to 933 code for a protein of 310 amino acids. Gene Ontology annotation, molecular function: transmembrane transporter binding. The record is from RefSeq and is a predicted model, not a curated record. NCBI's taxonomy places the organism in Eukaryota, Fungi, Ascomycota, Sordariomycetes, Hypocreales, Bionectriaceae. Gene Ontology annotation, biological process: negative regulation of delayed rectifier potassium channel activity; neuronal action potential. Gene Ontology annotation, cellular component: axon initial segment; synapse; membrane.